AUGAUAUGCUGUUAUUGCCUACCUCAUACAACUAGUGACCCCAUAUGGGCUCCUGGAGAGCCAUCAAGGUCUACAGGACGGUCCUGUGGAUGUUUGUGGUCUGAUGGAAACAACGAUGACAAUCAUGGUCGAUGGGACAGUAGGGCUUGUAUUUUUACAUUGCCGUACAUCUGUGAAAGGUCACAAGUCCCAUUGACUGGCAGAUGGAUUGAUAUUCCCGAAGUACAAAACGUUCGGUAUUACUUUUCAACAUUCGCAACCGACUAUCUCAUUGCAUAUGAAUUUUGUCAACAAAUUGGUGGACAGCUAGCACAGUUGAAAACAUUGAAUAUUAACUUAGCAGUGAGAGCCCACUUUACAACCAUUGGAGUCAAUGAGUAUUGGUUUGGCCUUGAUGAUCUGAGCAAGGAAGAUGUUUUCCGAUGGAAUGACGGGACAUUGUUACAAAUGACAGGUUACUCUGAAUGGCCAGAAUGGGGCCCCAAUAAUUAUGUAGGAACCGAACACUGCGUUGAGGAAUACGUCAACCACUGGAAUGAUUUACCAUGCAGCGUCUCACCAAUCCGUAGAUUUGUCUGCGAAAAAAUAGAAGUAAAACCUAAAUAUCUUCUUGCCAUGACUUCAUCCCCUUUCGGGAGUACCGGGACGUCCCCUAGUUUCUCUUGUAUACUCUCAGCUGACAAGACACAGGAUACCAUAACCUACACGGAGAGAGUAGUUAGACCGAGCCUCACUCCCGAAAGUUAUACACUGGACGUCCUGGGCUCAGAAACAACUCAUACUGGUGGCUUUACACAGAACCUACCUGAUGAUACGACGUCAGUUGGUGUUUAUAAGUGUUCCAGUACAUCUACAUCUACUGGUACUUCAACAUCUGUAGAUGUAACGAUUCUUUCACAAGACCGACAUUUUCAACCAAGAGACGGUCGCCUCACCAAAACAGUUUAUCCCGGUGAAGACAUCACGCUCUCAGUGUCUACCAUUGAUAGGUAUUUAUCAGGAUCGGAUGAAAUCCGUUGGAGCACCUUCUCAAACCUUGCUGAAGGAUCUCUGUCUCCAGGUGGAGAUGGAACUCUAACCUAUACUAUUCGUUCAGCAACUAAGAGAAAUGCAGAUAUCUACGGGACAUUCCAGAGUAAUAUGCUGGAUAAUCGUCUUUACAGCUUGAUUCGCGUCAUAGUUAGUGAUUGUCCACGUGGCCGAUGGAACCUACCGUUAUGUGAUCGUCUGUGUGAUAACUGCUACAAUGGAGGAAUCUGUCACCCUCAAUCAGGAACGUGUAUAUGUCCUCCAGGAUUCAGGGACAAGAAUUGUCUCACUGCAUGCGGUAAACACCGUUUUGGAUGGGAUUGUGAACUUGAAUGUGGUGCUGGUAAUGUUCUGGAUGCUUGCAGUGGAAGUCAGAUCUGCCUACCCGAUCCUUAUGGAUGCAACUGCCUCUCUGGUUACACAGGAAUAUACUGCGAUGAACAAUGUACUCCAGGAAAGUUUGGUGUUGACUGCCUUCAAGAUUGUCACUGUGCUGGAGGGAUACCAUGUGAUGCUUUCACUGGAAGAUGUGAAGGAAGCUGCGAGGAUGGUUGGUCAGGAGAAGGUUGCCAAGUUCCAAAUGUCUGCCCUAGUGGAUUCAUCGGGAUAAAUUGCACGGAGUUCUGCAACUGUCCUGAAUUGACAGAAUGUGAGAUGGAUUCAGGAUUCUGUACUUCAACACAAGGACAAUGUGAGAUUGGAUAUGUUGCUGAAUCUCCAGAAACACCUGACCGAUGUUCUACUUUUUCUGGAUGUUUUGACUCUUGUUCGAAAACAUGCCAUUGUGCUGGUGGUUUUGAAGACUGCGACCAAGAGACCGGGAUGUGCUCAUCAUGCCACCCUCGUUGGAUGGGAGACAAUUGUCAAAUAGAUCGUUUUACCGUCACAAGAGAAAAGACGAACCCAGGAAUCGCGAUCUUUUCCUGUACAUUUUCUCGUGAUUCAACGGAAAACGCCUUCUUCGUCAGAGCAAGUAUAGGAGACUUGUCUCCCCAAAGUUUGGUAAACGAGCAGGGGGCUGAUACUCCAGCCGAACAGCUUUCAGUACAAUCAAACUUUACCUUGUUCUCCGACGACAUUCAAACUCAAACCAUCUAUUGUUAUGUUGGGGAUUCAACGACCGGUGCUGUAUAUGCUCACGUCAGCCUUCCGCCAACGGGUUCAUUCGUUCUGCCAGUGUUGAGAAAUCAGCCUCGAAUUGUAGAUCUAGGCUCUAACCACGUGGUAAUUGCUUGGGAUUCCUGGAACCCUGACGUUGACGUUGGUGAUGGUCCUAUCAUCGGGUACAGUGUCUAUGUUAGUACAAGUACCUUUGUAGCAGCGUCGGGUGUUCCAUUGGAAUCAUCAGGGACUUCGUCUUCGAGGAAAAGAAGAGGAUCACUGAAAUAUUCAUUUCACCUCAUUUCAACGGAAAGAAAUGGUAACGGCAAAGUGGGCCUACAAACGAUCAAGGAUGGAAUCUCACUUAAUAUUUCAUCUCGGAAGAAGAGACAGGGAAAUAGAGACAGCCCGCUGAUGCACAAGAUUACGGGACUAGAUCAAAGUCAGUCGUACGAAAUUCGGAUUUCAGCAGUUCGUGAGGGACUGAAGGGCGAAGGAGAGACGGGACCAGCUUUGAGUUUCACCACUCUCGAGGUACUUUCAGAACCAACCCUUGGCUCUUCUGCUAUUGGACUAAUCGUUGGUGGCGCUAUAGGUGGAAUAGUCAUCCUUCUGUUGAUUGCUAAUAUUGUGAUCAUACUUUUUAAAAGAAGGUCUGUUAGGGAGCUACCAAAUGGAAACCAGGACAUCAUGAACAAUGCUUUCGACAUUGGUGACUACGAUGAUAACGUUCUGCAAGCCAAUGAGAUUGAGCAUGGCUACGCAGAACCUAAUCAGUAGUGGUCGUGAGGUGAAUCCUUUUCCAAAUGGAGGAUGGUUUGCAGAUUUUACAAAAUAUAAGUAUAGGUCUAUGUAAGCUCUUGUCUCAUGAUUUUGCUUUGGUUUUACUCUUCGUAAAAAGCCCAGGAUUAGGUUUGAUAAAUUCAUUAUUAUUAUUUUACAGAUUCAUUUCAUAUUUCACGUAAUGAAAUGAAAAAGAAAGCGAGUGGAUGACUUCAUCAGUCUCUUCAUUUGUUUACUGACCAGUGCUGGCCGCACAGAAACGUUAUUAGCCUAACGGAGAGCCAACAGUAAGCCCAGUCACAUCUUUCGGAUUGUGAUGUCAAAACAUUUAGUUCGAUGUGUAAGUAAAUAAAGUAAUGCAUUGUUGUGACAUUAGCCAUCGGUGCCACAUUACCGGUUGUAACAGGGCCUCUGAUAGCGCAUUGAUAGCGCUAACAACGUUUCUGUGCGGCCAGUACGGGAUGGGUACAGAGGAUUUUUUUUCUUUUGUAAAUUUUUUGUAAAAAAUCCAUUAGACAGCCAUAAUGGCCAAAAAUCAAACGGCCGGGUAUUAAAGUGAAGUUUAAGCUAACAAGCCUGCCAAUUAUUCCCAUGGUUUCUUUCAAAGUACAAAGCUACCAGGAAAUUAACCAAGUGAUAAAGAUCACUUGAUCUUUAUGGCAUCCCUAAGAGGAUGUCAUUUUGUUUCUAUGGAAUAUAGAGUACCGAGGUGUGACGUCGAUCACUGUCAUGACAACGAACCGGUUAAUUCUAAACAGAGUCGCAUCUGACGAUCGUCUAUACAAAUUUGUAUUUGCAAAAGCUACCAUCAUUCUGAGGCUGCAAGUGAUGAAAUUCCGUUAGCAGCCAUUUUCUCCAAUGAGAAACACGCUCCAGUUUCAUUUGUUUAGAACCAGGCCGCCAUGACACCAUGGCAACUGACGUCAUCGCUUCGGUACUCUAUAGGGGUUAUAUAACACGAUACAUAUCUGACCUCUUGAUAGGGCCUAGUCUUCAUUAUUUCCUUCCUUCUUUUCUUUUUCAUCACUUUCCCCUCUGUUAUUUUUUCACGACUUUCACAAGCAUAGGGAGACAAUUGCCUCUCGCAGCGACGUCCCUGGUAUACGGGUAUAUAUAUGGUCGGGUAUCCUAAUGCUGUCUUCCCAAACCUAUGCACAAUGCAACGGGGUUGUAAAAAUUGGAAUGAAACUAAUAUUCUUUAUCUGCGGUUCUGUUACGGCACAUAUUAGUAAAUUACACAUUUGGAAAUGUCUAUCACUUGUGUGAUUUCUUGGUAGCUUCAUUCUUUGGAAUCAAAUUUGGCCUGCUUUUGUCUAGCUCACACUCCACUAACCGGUCGUUUAUUUCUUUUUACUGAAGGCUGCCCAUAAACAUAUUCAAACUAAUAGAUAGGAAAUGAAGAAAAAAAAACACACCAUUAUUGCUUAGGUUGGUUUUAUUUGCCAAUCAAAUAAAACCACCAUUUCAUUUCAGUUUGAUUGAACUUUACGGCAAAUCAAAGGCAAAUGUACAUCUUAGGCUAUAAUCAUUGUUACCAAGGAUAUAAGUUUUCACUUAUAUUCCAGAUUCAUUAUUAUCAUCCAAUAAUUAUUGGAUAAUUAUUAUCCAAUAAUUAUAUUAUCAACCAAUAAUCAUACUAGCAUCCAAUAAUCAUAUUAUCAUCGAAUGAUUAUAUUACCAUCCAAUGAUUAUAUUAUCAUCCAAUAAUAUAUCAUCAUCGAAUAACUAUACUGGAUGGCGUUAUUUCAUGAAAUACCAGAAAUAUACCUAGGGCCAAUAUUCCAAUCAUCUGCGAUUCGUUAGAAUAUUUUCCCGAACUCUUGGAAUAUUCCUUGUAAUUCAUUCUGAGCCCUCCAAUACAAUAUAACUAUUUAAUAUUUUCAAGUUAAUAAGCAUGAUAAAGUGAAAUGACAAAAUGAACACAUGUUUGUUAAAGGGUAUAAUAGGAAGCUUAAUCAUUACUCGUUUAGGUUUUCAACCUACCAUUGUCUCACAGUGAUGAAAAUUUCCAAAGUUAUACCUAUUUUAUAAAAAGAUGGUAUUAAAUUAUUUUCCAAUUAUCAGCCUAUUCAAUAAGCUCAUGUUUUUGAAAAUAUUAUAAAGAGUGGUUUACAAAAGAUUAGACAAAUUAAUAACUCGCUACAAUUUACUCAAUAACGACCAAUACGGAUUCAGGAAUUUCAUUCUACUGAAUGUUAUUUAUCGUAAAUAUACUUUUAAACAAACUUUACCAUUGUCGGAUUAGUGGUACUUGCUUAGACUUGUUCGGUAGUUAACUUUCUUGCUGUGAUGUAUAUAAUUAUGUUAAUAUGCUAUCAGUUUUUGUUUUGUUUUAUGAAUGAUUUUUAUCUGAACCAUGCUAUGAUAUUUAAGGUACGCUCGACACAUAUUUUGUUUAUGCUUAGUUCCUAUAUGUAUCGUUAUUAUUAAUGUAACACUAUAUUCUAUUAAUUCACAUUUUGUUAUACAACGGUGAAAAUAAAACAAAAUAUUCAUCAACCUAAUGCGGUAAGAAGCUUCGAUGCUAUUAGUACACCAACAUUGUUAGGGUAUUAUGUCAUUAUUUAGUAUGUACCGUAUAUUAAACCCAAUAGGUCAGUUCGUAGUUCCAUUCUGCGCAUGAUAAGAAGGUCAUUGGUUUUAAAGUGACACAGUGGUUUAAUACUUAAUGAGAUAAGGUCCAACUUUGAUGUAUUGAUUAUUUAUGUAACCUUUUGAAUUGUGUUUUUCAUUACAUCCACGAAAAACAU
Molecule: messenger RNA, 5663 nt
Organism: Lytechinus variegatus (green sea urchin)
Lineage: Eukaryota; Metazoa; Echinodermata; Echinoidea; Temnopleuroida; Toxopneustidae
Exons: 16
Coding region: 1-2910 (969 amino acids)
Molecular function (GO): protein binding
Source: RefSeq, a predicted model, not a curated record